This is a messenger RNA of Frieseomelitta varia, 933 nucleotides long. RefSeq lists its product as uncharacterized. The record is from RefSeq and is a predicted model, not a curated record. Gene Ontology annotation, molecular function: catalytic activity. Bases 1 to 933 code for a protein of 310 amino acids. The transcript has a single exon. Lineage: Eukaryota; Metazoa; Arthropoda; Insecta; Hymenoptera; Apidae.
AUGCAAACGCUCGGACCAAAGAAAUCCGCCGAAGAGCAGCCCAGGCAGGAGUACGGGACUCUAAAGAGCGAGUCCAAGACAGCCCGGCGAGCACCACACGAAGCCGUGCCCUUGCGACAUCAGACCGUCACCAAACGACGAAGAGGAAUGCGGCCAGGAAGAGGCUAUGGAGACACGGCAAUAAUGACCCAAACGGGCCUCACCAUCCUCCAAGCCAACGUGAACCACUCGGCCAGAGCACAAGAUCUCCUGACCCAAGCUCUGACCGAGUGGAACGCAGGAUUAGCGGUGGUUUCAGAACCGCACCGGGUCCCAGACAAUACAAACUGGGCUGGGGACAGCACUGCAUCCGUAGCAAUCCUGCGAGGAACUACUACAAACACUCCCCCUCUAAGAGUCAUUGAACGGAGUCGCGGUUUCGUAUCCGUGUCUUGGGGCCGGAUAAUAGUUGUGGGGAUUUACACCCCUCCAAGCUCGCCGAUGCCCGUGCACGAGAAGUUCCUAGAAACUCUCGGAAGACACCUAGCCCACUUCCCCUCGCACCCCACCUUGGUUCUCGGCGAUUUCAACGCCAAGAGCACACUGUGGAGCUCACCUAGGACAGACGCUAGGGGAAACGCGGUGACACAGUGGGCUGCCGGGCUUGACCUCCGGCUUCUUAACACCGGUCACACCAGCACAUGCAUCCGAUGGCAGGGAGAAUCCAUCGUCGACCUGUCGUGGGCCUCUCCAGAGGCGAUAAAACAUAUAACAGGUUGGAAGGUGAUGGACAACACUGAGACACUCAGUGACCACCUCUAUAUUAAGAUCCGCCUUUCGCAGCUUCACCACAGCGGAUGCUCACAGCAACUCCUCGCAAACUCAGGCCCCAGCCGCGCGAAAGUUGUUUGGACAGUUUCCAAGGACAGCCAAGUGGGUCCUCAAAAAGCUUAA